AUAGUGACUAGCACUGGGGUUUCCAGUCUCAUCUCCGAGUGUGUAGCAUUCCGGAUUCUAGGGUUCUUCUUUGUUCCAGGUGGGGUUUCGAUCGCCCAGCGCGAUGGACGACAGCAGCGGCAACAACAAGAAAUCCGACGUCCCCACCGAUUGGGAGCUUCUCUCCAUGUCCAUGACAGGAUCUUCCGCGGCGGACCUCAAAUCUGCCCUAGCAGCUGCCGAAGCGGCGCCGUCCCACGAUUCUUCCAGCGGCGUGGCGGAUCUCACUCUGCAUUCGCAAUAUUUCGGCCAGGCGGUGGGCGGCGGCUCGGCUCCGGGAGAAAUUUUUGCUCUCGGCGGGGAUGUGGCGAAGCAGGAGGAUGUCGCCGCCGCUGCUGCGGCCAAGGCCAGCGAGAUUUCCAGCGGCACGGCGGAGAUCGAGCAGCAGAUUCUCGUGUCGUCGCUGUCCAGCCCGAGGAGCGGCGAGACCGCCCCCCUGGAAUUCGGGGACUCCGGCCAGGGCUCGCGUGAGAUCAAGAGCGAGGGAGGAGUUGUCACGGGGGAGAUCGUCGCUGCCGCCACCAUUGUCAACAAGACCCCUGCCAAGGAUAAGAGUGGGGGCAAAGAAUGGAUCAAGAGGAGGCUCCAGUUUGUGGCAAAGAAGGUGAACAGGAGUAGCACCCUCUGGUCGAUUGUGGUGGUCGCCACCGUCACCGGCAUGAUCAUCAUUGGAAGACGAUGGUACCAGGAGCGUUUGAAGAACUUGGACUUGGAUAUGGAAUCAUUGAGCGCGGAAGAGAAGAUCAACGACGUAGCCACCGAAUUUCCAGAGUUCAGCGAAGAAACGCCAGCCGGGAGUGAAGCAGCAGCCGAGCCGACGUCGCUGUUUGGGAUCCUGCGGGAGAUCUGGUGAUCAAUCUCCACAGAGAGAGGGUGAAAAAAGAAUAGCGAGGUCCUCGCUCCAAGCUGUACAGGUCUCUUUGCUUUAAGCAUGCUCUUAGAAACUCUUUGAUUUGAUAGUAGCAAAAGUUCAUUGUGGAGAAUAUUUUCAACUUCAUAACGAAUAUUCACAUUUUCCUC
Selaginella moellendorffii is the source of this 1059-nucleotide messenger RNA. RefSeq lists its product as uncharacterized. Gene Ontology annotation, cellular component: intracellular membrane-bounded organelle. The coding region runs from base 104 to 892 and encodes 262 amino acids. The record is from RefSeq and is a predicted model, not a curated record. NCBI's taxonomy places the organism in Eukaryota, Viridiplantae, Streptophyta, Lycopodiopsida, Selaginellales, Selaginellaceae. The transcript is spliced from 2 exons.